Molecule: messenger RNA, 4695 nt
Organism: Ectocarpus siliculosus
Lineage: Eukaryota; Phaeophyceae; Ectocarpales; Ectocarpaceae
Source: the annotation of a GenBank genome assembly
AUGUCGGGGUCAGGAGCAGGAGCUUUCGGCGCGCCCGUGAAAGCGGCCACGUCGGCGUACAUGUUCUUCCAGGGCGACCAGUACAGCAACCACAAGGACGAGUUCGCCGGCCUGGCGCUCGGGCAGCAAGGGGCCGAGAUCUCCCGCCGGUGGCGCGAGCUCCCCCAGGAGGAGAGAUCAAGGUUUGACGCCCUUGCCGCCGAGGAUCGGAAGAGGUUCCAGGAGGAGUCAGAGGCCCGGGACGCUGAGGUCGCCGCGCGGCAAGAGGCCAACCGUGCCGCUCGCUACGCGGAUCCGGCGUCCUCGACGUAUAUGCGGGAGCGGGCCUCCGUGGAGCCUAAGAAGGAGCGGAAGGUGACCCGCGAGGAGGACAUGUCGGAGGAGAGGUUGGAGGCGAGGAGGUUGGCCAAGGAGAAGCGGGCGAAGCAAAAGGACGCUAGGUUGGCGGCCGAGGCGGAGAGCGAGCGCCAGAAGAGUAGCAUCGCGGCGGCGGCGGCGGCGACGGCUCGCAAGAGGAUCAAGUACAUCCUCCGCCAGUCGGACAUUUUCGCGACUCAUUUUGGGGUAGCCCUCAGCGACUCCGACGAGGAGGAGGAGGAAAAGGAGAAGGAGAAGGAGGAGGACGCGUCCAAGGGUGCUGCAGCGGCUGGCGGGAGCCCGUCCAAGCGGAGGCAGGCGGGGAGAGGGGCAGCGGACGAGGCUAUGGACGAUGUGAACGGGGAGGACACAGCGCCGACGUAUCUGACGAAGCAGCCGCCGUCUAUUUCGGGCGGCACGAUGCGGUCGUACCAGCUGGAGGGGUUGAACUGGAUGGUCAACUUGCAGGCCCAGGGAACCAACGGAAUCCUGGCCGACGAGAUGGGGCUCGGCAAAACUCUUCAGAGCAUCAGCAUCCUCGCCUACAUGCGUGACUUCCAGAACGUGACGGGGCCUCACAUAAUCCUGCUGCCGAAGAGCGUGCUAGGCAAUUGGCAGCUCGAGUUCAAGCGCUUCUGUCCCGACAUCCGCGUGCUUCGCCUCAGCGGGACCAAGGACGAACGUGCCGCCACCAUUCGGAACGAUCUCAAGCCCGGUUCCCCGGAGGACGAGCGAGACUGGGACGUUCUAGUCACCACGUACGAGGUGGCGAACAUCGAAAAGACGUAUCUCAACAAGAUCGGAUGGCGGUACCUCAUUAUCGACGAGGCGCACAGGCUGAAGAACGAGUCGUCUUUGUUCAGCAUGACGGUGCGCGAGCUCACGACGCAGUACCGCCUGCUCCUCACUGGAACUCCUUUGCAGAACAAUCUGCACGAGCUGUGGGCACUGCUAAACUUCCUGCUGCCGACGGUGUUCCAAGACUCUGAGGCGUUCAGCAAGGUGUUCGACCUCAACGUCGACGACGCCGACAAGAAACAGAACAUGAUCAAGCAGCUGCACAAGAUUCUCAGGCCCUUCAUGCUUCGCAGACUGAAGAAGGAGGUGGAGAAGUCUUUGCCCCCCAAGGAAGAGACGAUCCUUUUCACUAGCAUGUCGGAGGUCCAGAGGAAGGUGUACAAGGGCGUGCUAAUGCGAGACAUCGACACCAUCAACGGCACCAGCGCCGGCCGCACGGCCAUCCUCAACAUCGUGAUGCAGCUCAGGAAGUGCUGCAACCACCCGUACCUCUUCCCAAACACGGAGGACCGAAAUCUGGACCCCAUGGGAGAGCACCUAGUGGAGAACUGCGGGAAGAUGAUCCUGCUGGACAAGCUUCUUACUAGGCUCAAGGCGGCAGGGCACCGCGUCUUGGUUUUCAGCCAGAUGACCCGCAUGAUGGACAUCCUGGAGGACUUGAUGCACAUGAGGGAGUACAAGUACUGCCGUAUCGAUGGGAACACUCCUCACGACACCAGGCAGGACCUCAUCGAAGAGUACAACGCACCGGGGUCGGAGAAGUUCAUCUUCCUGCUUUCCACGAGGGCGGGGGGCCUCGGCAUCAAUCUCCAGAGUGCCGACACGUGCAUCCUAUACGACAGCGACUGGAACCCUCAGGCUGAUCUCCAGGCGCAAGACCGAUGUCACCGGAUUGGACAGACCAAGACUGUCAAGGUGUACCGGCUUGUGACGGAGGACACCAUCGAGGAGAAGGUGGUCGAGCGCGCACAGCAGAAGCUCAAGCUGGACGCGAUGGUUGUUCAGCGAGGGAUGCUGCAGGGGGAGAAAAAGCUAGAGAAGGACGAGAUGCUCGCAGCCAUCAGGUUCGGAGCAGAUGCAGUGUUCCGAUGCAAGGACACUGUCAUGUCCGACCAAGACCUGGAUGCGGUGCUUGAGAGGGGGGCUAAGAAGACCAAGGAUAUGCAGUCCAAGCUCAACGUCGCAGAAAAGGGGGACAUGCUGGACUUCAGCUUCGACGACGGCACGGGUGUGCAGAAUUUCGAGGGCAUCAACUACGGCGACCGAAAGCUGAGGGACCAAAUGCGGGCCGGGUUCAUCGACAUCGGCCGAAGAGAGCGGAAACCGGCCACAGUCAAGGCGUACGCACCACCGCCUCCCCGAGUCGAGCCCAAGAAGAUGGUGCUGAAGAUGCCGAAAGAGCUGGAGAUGCCAAAGAUGAAGGACCACCAGAUGUUCGACCGCGCAAGGAUAGUGGAGCUGCAGGACGAGCUCCAAGACAACUUCAAAGCUCUCAAGGACCGGGGAACGAAGAUACCGGUGGACGGGGCUGACAUCGCGAGCAUGCUGCUGUCGGCGGACAAGGUGAAGGAGCGAGCGGAGCUGAUCGCUCAAGGCUUCCCGGGCUGGACCAGAGGGCACUACUACAGCUUCAUCGACGGGAUGGCGGUGUACGGGAGGGACCGCCUCGAGCUUGUGGCGACCAUGGUGGGCAAGCCGGCGGAAGAGGUGGUGCGGUACGGAGAGGUGUUCUGGAGGCAAGGACCAAAGACCUUCUCGGAGGAGGCGUGGAGACGCAUUAAGACACGCGUAGAGACCAAGGAGAAGAGGCUCAACGAGUUGAACAGGAUCAUGAUGGUGACCAACGAGCUCAUGGAGGCAGUCGACGACCCCUGGAGGAACAUGGAGGUGCGCAUCAAUCAGAGACAGGGCGGGGCCGGAACGGCAGGAAUGCAGCUGCAGCGCGAGUGGACAAAGGACGAAGACCGCUACCUGCUAUGCCUCACGCACUUGUGCGGGUGGGGCAACUGGCGCAAGGUGCGGGCGUGCAUCUUGGCCUCCCCCCGCUUCACUUUCGACUACUACCUGCGUUCGCUAUCCGAGACCGCUUUAGGGAAGCACUGCGAGCAGCUCAUGAAGUCCUCGGAGAAGUAUCUGCAGGAUCUGCAAGACCGCAUGAAGAAGGAAGCCAAGAGGGAGAUGGAGGACCGCGGGGCGCUGGAGAAGGACGAGGCCGCCGCGGCAAGGGAAGACGAAGAAUUCAAGCUUCGCAUCCGGGCUGCGGACAACAUGCUCGGUACGGCAGAGAGAGAGUUGGCGGAGGCCGAGAGCAACAAGCGGAACUUGGAGAUGAUCGCGGAAGCAAUCAAAUCCGGAACGGUUUCCCUGGACAACCCGAACGUGAGGAGCCUCCUCGAGUCCUGCGCCUCCAACGGGAUCGGCACGACCGGCCUCAACACCAAGAACGCCGUAAAGAAGUCAGCAGAAGGGGUGGCAGGGGCAGGAGCAGGAGGCCGCAAGUCUCCAGGAGUAGGGGGUAAGAAGUCCGCAUCUCCCGGGGGAGGUGGCCAGAAGAAGGCCGUGGCGUCGAAGGCGGCGGUGCCUGGCAACACCGGAAACGGCGGCGGCGGCAAGAAAACAAGCGCCGCUAGUUCUGGAACUCCCGCCGCCGCUGCCAACGGGGACGCCAAGAAGAGCGGUGGCGGGGGGGGGAAAGGGAAGGGCAACGCCGUCGCGGGUAAGAAGGCGGACACGACCUCUUCGGACGGGAAGGGGAAGGUUGAUGCGGGAAAAGGCGGGGUCAAGAGCCCCAAGGCUUCUUCUUCCACGAGUAACGCGGUCGACAAGUCGCCUGCCAAUUCCUCCGGCACCAAGGCCAAGCGGACGCCGACCAAGUCGGUGGGGAAGCCGGGGCUCGAGGUUCCGAAGACGCUGUUCCCGGAGUUGGUGCGGCUGAUCGAGAAGGGAGAGUUGACUUCCAAGGACGAUAUGCUGCAGAUCUUCCAGAAGAAGCACCCAGCCUUCACCCAAGUGUCGAUCAACAAGGCGAUCGGGGUGCUGGGAGAGAAGGCGUCUCGCGGGUCGAAGUGGAAGGUUUUGGACGCUGGGAAAAAGUACCUGAGCAUGCCUGUCUACCAGGGGAACGUGCCCGAAGAGGUGGCGGUCCUCUCUGCGUUGUCGGCGAAACGGAAGAGCGGUGGUUCGGAGUCACAUUCGGCAAAGAAACGCAAGUCAACCACGCCCAGCAAGGCGAACGGCGAGUCUAAGAGUCCCAUCACAAACUUCUUCCCACCCAAGACAUCGGGGGCGGCCGACGCCAACGGGGGGGGGGGGAGCUCCGCAGCUAGCAAGAAACGCAAGGCGCCAGCACCGGCAGCACCGAAGAGCCCCGGGCCGUCGCCUGGGUUCGUGGCGUUUUGCAGAGCCAAUCGGACAAGAGUGCAGGCGGAACUCCCUAUCGGCAGCAGCAAGGCAGAUACCGCAGACAGAUUGCUGCAGCUUUGGGGAGAGCUAGACGACAAGGUGGCCGAGCGUUGGACCUCUGGCGCACUUCCCUAAACA